Molecule: messenger RNA, 1217 nt
Organism: Hyla sarda
Lineage: Eukaryota; Metazoa; Chordata; Amphibia; Anura; Hylidae
Product: otoconin-90-like
Exons: 2
Coding region: 284-1039 (251 amino acids)
Biological process (GO): arachidonate secretion; lipid catabolic process; phospholipid metabolic process
Molecular function (GO): phospholipid binding; calcium ion binding
Source: RefSeq, a predicted model, not a curated record
CAGGAAUCCCUGCAAAGGCAGAUAUAAUUGACGGGUAUGAAAACCAAGCGUGUUAUAUUUAGUGAUGCUCUGGGACUCACCAACAGGCCACACCACAACCUCUUCGGGUAACCCAUUCAUUGAAAGAAGCUCAGUGAAGUGUUAUGAUACACAAGAACGCAAAAACAAGUUAGUUAUAGGAUUCUGCAACUUAGAAUGUAUAUGGCAUACGAGGAGUUAAAAGAGUGAGGACACAUUCUCUGACUUACAACCACAAACACAUAAUACAUAUAGAAAGGACAGAAUGCGACAUGCUACAAAGAAGAACUGGAGAAUCAUCCAAGAGCAACUCCAAAAAGCUCAACAGAGAAGUAUCCAGUCUAUCCAACAGUCUAACAUGAACAAGCUCUUGCUUUUCAUCUUCAUGUACACGUUUUAUCUCCAGUAUCAGACACUCUGCAGUGACACUGGCACUGCUAUUCGUCAGAAACGUGGUGUGCUGGAUCUAGUGGUGACCCUGUGGUGUUACAGAAACAGGCUUAAAGUUCCCCUGCUGGGCAUCAAUCUGUAUGGUUGUUACUGUGGUACAGGAGGGACCGGAGGAGCAGUCGAUAAUGUGGACAGAUGCUGUCUCCUACAUGACUGCUGUUAUCGCUAUUCCAGGAUCGACCUGCAGUGUCACAGUAAGAUAAAGUGGCAAUUCUAUCAGUUUUCAUGUGGCCCGGCACAGACACAAUGCCAUUCAUCAACAUUGUGUGGCAGGAUGGCAUGUGAGUGUGACAAGCUAUUUGCAGAGUGUCUGACCAAGGCCAAGCCUAAGAAGAAACAUUUCUUCUAUAACAGGAAGGACAUGUGUGUAGGCCCCCAUGACGCUUGCCCACAACUUCACCCAAAUAUAACAUCUGUAUUACAGUGGACACAAAACCAGACCACCUCAGAGCUUGGCAAUGGAAACUGGCUCGAUAAACCCAAGAGCAGGAAAAAGAGAUGGAGAAGAAGAAAUAUGGUGGCGAUGGAUAAAAAGAGAAAAACCAUUCAGAAGUCUCCAUUGUGGAUAUAAACGCUGGAGGAGCCUGUGCCUUUACUUAAUAUUGUGCAUAAAGCUUUAGAUAUCAAUGAGCAGGAAUCAAACUCAACAACUUGUUACUUUUUUUUUUUUGUGUGACACUUGAAAGAUGCCUUCACCCAAUUAUGAAAUGACAUAUAUAUGUGUGGAGGUGGGGGCUAAAAAUGUAAAG